AUGGCUCUUGCUCAAGCAUGCACCAUUAAUGUUCGCGUUGCCCGUGACUCUACUGUUUCAUACAACGGUAUGACCUGCGACAACAACAUCCCCUGCAACUCGAUCCCGUUCGGCUUGGACAAGGCUCUUACGGCGUUCAGAGGCAACCGCGACUUCGAGCGCGUUCUACUGGGAUUUGACUUGCCUACUACCAAGCCGAUUUCCAAGUGUGUCCUCAAGAUCCCGACUCCAAUUGAGGUUGCCACAACUGGCGAGUACACGCUGACCGCCUUAGUUACAGAUAACAACUGGAACGAGACCGCUGUGGCUGGUGCUAACAAGGAUAUGAGUGGAACACAAGUUGGCUCGGUCAAGGUUGUGGCUGGCCAGACCCCUGGCGACAUCGAUGUCACCUCUGCCUGCCAGAAUGCUAAGGAUGACAAGCUCAGCCUCUUUAUCGAUACCAGCUUCCCCAUGGUUCGCUUCAAUUCCAUCCAGUCGGGAAGCCCUGCCAUCUUCUCCCUUGACAUCACGUACUGA
This is a messenger RNA of Linderina pennispora, 519 nucleotides long. RefSeq lists its product as uncharacterized. The transcript has a single exon. NCBI's taxonomy places the organism in Eukaryota, Fungi, Kickxellomycota, Kickxellomycetes, Kickxellales, Kickxellaceae. Bases 1 to 519 code for a protein of 172 amino acids. The record is from RefSeq and is a predicted model, not a curated record.